Siniperca chuatsi (mandarin fish) is the source of this 3335-nucleotide messenger RNA. Its product is annotated as C5a anaphylatoxin chemotactic receptor 1. The coding region runs from base 303 to 1484 and encodes 393 amino acids. The transcript has 3 exons. Gene Ontology annotation, cellular component: plasma membrane. Lineage: Eukaryota; Metazoa; Chordata; Actinopteri; Centrarchiformes; Sinipercidae. Gene Ontology annotation, molecular function: complement component C5a receptor activity; G protein-coupled receptor activity. The record is from RefSeq and is a predicted model, not a curated record. Gene Ontology annotation, biological process: inflammatory response; positive regulation of cytosolic calcium ion concentration; complement receptor mediated signaling pathway.
AAUCAGAGAACCACAACUGCUAUCAGUAACAUUGGGACAGAUUAACGCUGCUUCUGUGCAGAGACCAAAGGAGGUGUGUUCAUUACCGCAGGAGUGUUUGCAUGCAUGCUGUUCCCAUUCCAGCUGCACACAAACAGGUCCAGUCUAGAUGUACAUUCAGGCAGGGCCCUGGGGCGGCGGUGGCUACAGGAAAAAAAUAACCUCUCUCUGUAACCAUUACUGCUAAUACAACACAUGACACAAGUACUCUGUGUGUGUGUGUGCGCGCGCGCUUGUAUUAAUUAUGGUGUGGGGACAAAAAUAUGGUCACAUGGUGGCCACUCAACUCCAAAAAGCUGGUCCUUGCAUGGUUAACCAUUACAUUUUCUGAGGAUGGGGUUAGGGCUCAUCUCCAGUUUGACAUCACAUCAAUGGCCAUCAUGAACGGAACACAGAACCGGCUUCUAACUAGCCCCAACAGCUACAACAUCAGCUCUUGGCAGGCGGAGGCAGUCAGGGGAAUCCAAAUCACAGUUACUCUGCUCAUCUUCCUGGUGGGCGUUCCUCUGAACGGGCUGGUAGUUUGGGCACUUGGACUGCGGAGUCAUCGCCACCUGGUGCGCAGAGGCAGCAGUGAGGAGACUCGUGCUGCCAGCAGUUUCCGUAUUUACGUCCUGAACCUGGCCGUGGCAGACCUGGUGCUGCUCCUGCGUACUCCCCUCAUGUUGGGCUUUCUGGCUCACAACUACAGCUGGCCGUUUGGCAUUGUCUUCUGCCACCUGACAAUGUUCCUGCGAGGCCUGGGGUUAUACGCCUCCGCUUUCCUGCUAUGUGCUGUGGCCCUGGAGCGAUGCCUGUGUCUGCUGAGGCCCAUGUGGGCUCGACUGCGACGUCCCUCGUGGGCUGUUCCUCUGGCCUGUGGCAUCUUAUGGCUGUUAGCCACCAUCUUGUCUGCCCCCUACCUCCACAGUGCCGUCCUGAAGGAGGUAAACGGUACAUACCAUUGCUGUGAGAGUGGGGAGUUUGACAUGGCACUGUUUGUCACAGAAACGAUAGCAGGUUUCAUCUUACCCAUGCUGGUGUUCUUGGGAAGUAACCUUGCUGUUUUGCUCACCGUUCAGCAAGCAAUGCCGCCAACACCCACCACCUCCUCGUCCCCUUCAACUGCCCGCAGGUUGACCAGGAUGUACCACGUGCUCUUUUUCACCAUGCUCCUCUUCCUCACCUGCUGGGUGCCCUAUUUUGUUUGUCGAUUCCUGCGGGCCUUGACCGAGGGAAGUUCUGAACUGUAUGAAAGAGCAGUUAGAGGCACAUACAUAUCUCUGUUCCUGGUGUACAUCAAAAGUGCUCUUAACCCUGUACUGUAUGUGUUCGCUGCCCGAGGCUUAGGCCGUGCCAUCAGAGCUUCUGUUGUCUCCACUAUUGAACGACUUUUCAAUGAUGACUCCACAGAGUCCAUACGAAGGAAGUCACUUAAGAACUCACUUAAGAACUCACAGAUGUAGCGGAGAGGUCAACAAUGUUUUUACAUUAAGUAGUUUUUCUAUAUUCAAAAUAUUAAGACCUUUGAUCUUUAAAAAUGUUAAGUGUGUUAAAUAUUACUUUUAACUGGUUGAUUUCUCCAUUUGCGCAAAUUGCUCAUACCCCCCAAAAAGUGCGCUGUGUAAAUAAAAACAGGCAAGACAGGUUUAAGGGGUUGAGUUACUGUAAAGCAAAGCAUGUGCUUUAGGCCAGUGUUUUCUAAAUGGGUCUGAAAGCCACCGCAAAUGGAGAAAUAGGUGAAUAUCAUUAAUAUUAUAUUUCCUAUAUGUAGUGAUGUAAUCCUGAUGACUGAUUUGAGUGAUCUGAGUUUAUGACAGGACACUCCCUCCAUUGAGGGAUCCUUGGCAUGAAAACAAUUGAUUUAAAGGCUUGGAUUGAUGGUGCCAGAAAACAUGAGACAGUUCAACUCCCAUGGAAAUCACAGCACAGCAGUAAAGUGCAGAAGGAGGAACACACAAACACUGAACCAGGCUGGGUUUCUCUACUGUCAACUAAAAUAUAUAUAUAUGGACACAAGUUUCAUCAGUAAAACUAGAUGAGUGAAGACUUCAAAAAUGCUGCUUCUGUUGUGGCAUGCUGAAGGCAGGGUCAUAAUUAGAGAUAAAAAUGAAUUCAUGAAUCAUCUUGUUCAUGUGUUAGUCAUUAGGAAACACCUUUAUGGUAAAUAACAAGCCAAAGUCAACACAGCAUCAUUUCAAUGCCAGUUUUCUGGCCCCAGGGUACCAUCUGUCAUACGGUUUCCUCCAAGAUAAGGCACCAUCAAGCUUGCAUACUGUCUUAGUAUGGUACAAGGAAUGUAAUACUGAAUUUACCUUAUCAGUAUCAACGGUGACUCAGAUAAAUCACUCUGUUUAACUCAUGCUCAAGGUGUCCAGAAACAGGUCCUAGUCUACAUAUCUGGUUCUAAUUGUACCUCAGAAACCAAUGAAUGUACGUAUGUCUAUAGGCUGUUAGAGGACUGAAGCACAACAUGCUGAGCAGGAAGUAAAUAUGUUGCAGGAUCAUUCUCAUUGUGAAUGCGCCAUACUAUCCGAAGAUAGCUUUACUAUUGUUUGUUUAUAAAAGCACACCUAUUCUGUCAUUGUUGACAAAAGGGAUACAACUGUAAUUAAUGGUAGCACUUAAAAUUGAUUUUCUUUCCACAUUAAAACAUGAAUACACAAAAGUCAAUUUCUUUAAAUGUUAUCUAUUUAAUUACAUCUGUUCAUACAGUCCCAGUUGAUUGUCUACAACAUGCACUCAUGUCUUCAAGGUCCAACAGGAAGAAUUUCAAUUAUGAACAACGAGUUAGUCUUUAUUAUCUAUCUGUUAUCUAUUAUCUAUUUGCAAGUACAGUAUUUCUUUAAUGACAUUUAUGUGUUCUGGUGUUUAGGCAACAAUGACAGAGAAGUUGGAUAUCUGAACUUUCUCUCAAUCAAAAAAAGUGUAAUAGUGGAAGAGGGGCACCCCAGUAGUCAAAUGGCGAAGGCGCAUACCACAUGACCACAAUGUCCGUGAUUUGAUUCUGGGUGCAGACCUUUGUUGCAUGUUAUACCCCUGCAUCUCUCCCCUUGUUUCCUGUCAGCCUCUAUGCUAUCAGCUUUCAAAUAAAGGCAAAAAAACAACAACAAAAAGAAAGAAAACUAGUGAAGGGGAAGGAGCAGCAUGGUGCAGAGUGUGAAUUUCAGUUUACUGUGUUUAAAGUAGAAAUGAAUGGCAGUUUUUCUCUUAUUUUAUCUGCCAAUAUGAUGUUCCUUUUAUUUUACCAAAUUGCGUUUCUCAAACUUAAAGAAACUUCAUGGUUUAAGCUUUGCAGUAAAUAUUGAUUAAAUUGC